UUCUCAUCCUCGUUUUCUCAGCGCUGCCAUUCUCAUCACCAUCGCCCUCUCAGUACUACCGUUCUCAUCACCAUCAUCUCCCACGCGUCAUCCGAUCAACCUGCUAAUCCCCCACCCCCUCCUCCCCCAGGCGGGCUGAGCCUUCGCAUCCGUAACUUCGAGGUCCCCCUCCACGUGCCUCGGGGCGACCGCGCGGUCCUCAAGUGCGAGUUCGACCUCCAAGGCGAGCGCCUCUACUCCGUCAAGUGGUACAAGGGAGGCAGGGAGUUCUUCCGCUACGUGCCCAACGAGAGGCCGAUGAAGCAGUCCUACAACGUCACGGGAAUAGAGGUCGACCACGAGGCGAGCACGGGACAACAGGUGGUGCUCAAGGACGGGACGAUGAGGACCACGCCGGGCAGGACAAGGGCGAAGGGACGGCCGAAGGCCCCAGCCCAAACACGGCUGAGUGAGAACGCCAUCCUGACCGUCGUGGCCAUCCCCAAAGAGAAGCCUAUCGUCCAGGGCGCGCAGGAGAGGUAUCGUCCCGGCGACUACGUGCGCGUCAACUGCACUUCCGCUCCUUCCAAGCCCGCUGCCACCCUCACCUGGUUCAUCAACGAUAAUAUAGUCCCCAGCGAAUACCUGGUCCGCUACCCGCCUAUCAUGCUGCCCGACGGCCUCGAGCAGUCGACCCAAGGGCUUCACUUCAAGGCGACCCACGAGCACUUCCCCCACAACAUCAUGUCUCUGCGCUGCGCCGCCUCUAUCGGCUUCUUUUACAACAAAACGGAGGAGACCAGCCUUGAGACCCACCGCCCCGCGCUCUCUCUCGAGAGUCGUAAACACUUCUACGGCAGCAGGAGCGCUCCCUUGCCCCGCGGUUCCCUGGGCUUGACUCUGGUCCUGCUCGCCUGCGCACUGGGCGCCCUCAGAUAAGCACUUGGCGGGUCUCAGGGGCGCCCUUGCCCUCCUGUCAUCGGCCGAUGCUCUUAGGUGAUGCGAGGUCAGAGGCUUCCUGGAGUGCCGUGACCUGGCUCGACCCGCGCCGGCCUCCGAUCGGCCUCCCUGUGGCCUCGGUCAGUGCGCUCGUCCGCUGCCUCCAAAGUAUUAAGGAAAGACGCUUAACUGGCCCUUCAGUUAACACAAGGAUUUUAGCUGUGUCACAAAAGGCUUUGAAAUAAUUAAGAUGAAUUAUUUGUGUAGUGUCAUAUCACCAUUAUGUUUAUGGUGAAAGCAAGAUGCGCUGUACGUGAUAUUCAUUGCAUCCUGGGCAUCAACAUGUGCUUUCAAUUGCUAAAUUUGGGGCAAUGAAUAACAUAGCUUCCUGACAUGUUUUCAGCAGUGUUGAUUUAUAGGUGUGUGUGUCCAAGUGCGGUAGACAGUGUUUGAGCAUGGUUGAGUGUCAGUAUGAGUGCGCGCAUGAGUGAUUCAUUAAUUUAUUUUUGUAUUCAGAUUAACGUGUUUAGACUUGUCAAGAACACAGCUGGCGUUGCUUCGUGGUGAAGCUUGGUGGUCAAGUCUCGGUGUGUCUACAAGCAACUGUGAGUUCGUCCUGAUACAA
Penaeus monodon (black tiger shrimp) is the source of this 1543-nucleotide messenger RNA. RefSeq lists its product as uncharacterized. The record is from RefSeq and is a predicted model, not a curated record. NCBI's taxonomy places the organism in Eukaryota, Metazoa, Arthropoda, Malacostraca, Decapoda, Penaeidae.